This is a messenger RNA of Notothenia coriiceps (black rockcod), 1549 nucleotides long. Its product is annotated as zinc finger BED domain-containing protein 4-like. The record is from RefSeq and is a predicted model, not a curated record. The coding region runs from base 695 to 1348 and encodes 217 amino acids. The transcript is spliced from 3 exons. Gene Ontology annotation, biological process: regulation of transcription by RNA polymerase II. Gene Ontology annotation, molecular function: protein dimerization activity. Gene Ontology annotation, cellular component: nucleus. Lineage: Eukaryota; Metazoa; Chordata; Actinopteri; Perciformes; Nototheniidae.
UGACCAAAACAUACACUGACCCACUAUGUUGAUGACGAGUGGGUAUUGCAAAACCAUGUUCUGCAGACCAGAGUGUUCAACGAGGCCCACACAGGAAAUAAUCUAGCAGUGUUACUGCAAGAAGUUUGCCGUGAGUGGAAGAUUGAAGAAAAGAAUCCAGCGUUGGUCACAUAUAAUGCUAGAAACAUGAUACUGGCUUGAGUUGGUGCACAGAUGGAGCCACAUGUGCGAUGCAUCACGCACACAAACUAAACCUGGCCUCCCAAAAAGCCCUGAAGGUGGACAGGGUGUCAUAGCUUCUGGUGAAAAUGAGGAAGGUGGUGACUUAUUUCCACAAAAGCCCAAAAGCAACUGAAGCUCUCCGUGAAAUGCAGAUCCAGUUGCACCUACCUCACCACAAGCUAGUGCAUGAUGUUUCCACAAGGUGGAACAGUUCCCUGGACAUGUUGGAGCGUUUUUGGGAACAGCAGCCUGCUGUGUUGAACACCCUGCUGUCAAAGAAGAUAAGGAGGGGAGAAGCCAUGGCCAGCCUGACAGAGGAUAACAUGACAUUAAUCCCAGAGGUCAUCAAAUUGAUGUCCUCCCUGAAAGUAGCAACUCCACUCCUCAGUGAGGAAAAAAACUCCACCAUCUCAAGAUCUCCCCAAUCCAGACCAAACUGCGGAGGCAGUUCCAGCCAGAUGAGAGCGAUCAUAUGGUCAUUUCCCAGAUGAAGGAGCGAUUCAGACUGGACUUUGAUGGUCGCUACACAUAUCUCCAAGACCUCCUCCACUACGCCUCAGCACUGGAUCCCCGCUUCAAAGACCUGGCUUUCCUGGAUGACAAUGAAACUAAGGACAUGAUAUUCAUGAGGAUAACAGCAGAGGUGGUGAAGAUGGAUGGACAGGCAGGGGAUGGUGAUACACUUAAUGAGGACCAGGCAGCUGAAACAGAAGGUGACAGGAGCCCCCACAGAGAGGAAGAAGAGACAGAUGAUGUCCCUCCCAUGAAGAAGAUGGCCUUGGACCAGAUGUUCGGUGAUUUCCUCCCUGCAAGAUCACCAGUAAAGACCACAAAGGAGAGAGCUAAGGAGGAAAUCUUAAAGUACAGGGAGAGGGAUGCUUUAGGUUUGAGUGGUGAUGUGUUGCAGUGGUGGAAAAAACAAGUGGAUCUUCCACUGCUCUCAACAUUGGCAAAGAGCUACCUGUCCAUCCCUGCAACAAGUGUACCCUCUGAACGAGUGUUUAGUACAGCCGGUGACAUAGUGACAGCUUGCUUCAUCCUGAUCAUGUUGAUCAACUUAUAUUCCUUAAGAAAAACCUACAAGCUAGACAUAUUAGUUAAGCUCAGUGAGGUGUUAUGUCAGUGAGAGUGGUUUUUAUUUUUACAGCAGCCUGUGACUGCCAAUAAUAGUUUAAAUGUUAUUAAGACCAAUUUUUGAAAGGUUAUUUGUAUUCUUUAUAUGUUAAUAAUAUAAAAACCGCUGCUUUCUGCUCACUGGUGAGUUAGCCUACUGAAUGAGUGUCAUGUGCAUCAGUCUGGCAGUUGUAUGGCCAUUGCUAUAUGGUAA